Messenger RNA from Zymoseptoria tritici IPO323, 1112 nucleotides. RefSeq lists its product as uncharacterized. Gene Ontology annotation, molecular function: phosphate transmembrane transporter activity. Gene Ontology annotation, cellular component: mitochondrial inner membrane. Gene Ontology annotation, biological process: mitochondrial phosphate ion transmembrane transport. The transcript is spliced from 4 exons. The record is from RefSeq and is a predicted model, not a curated record. Bases 186 to 1112 code for a protein of 308 amino acids. Lineage: Eukaryota; Fungi; Ascomycota; Dothideomycetes; Mycosphaerellales; Mycosphaerellaceae.
UUUGUGGACGAGAGGUGAGCUCGCUGCUGGUUUUGUACAAUCUCCUCCCUCCUCUUCUCUUGCUACCUUCAUUCUGCAUCCUUCGCGUCGUCACGCAAUCGAGCUCUGAGCUAUCAUCAACGAGCUGAGAAGAGACGAGCUCCAUCACACCCGAUCAGUGGAACGACAGGACACCACAAUUGACGAUGGCCUCCAAAACAGGGCUUCCCACGCCGCAGAAGAAAAUUGAGCUGUUUAGCGGGACAUACUUCGGUGCUUGCACAAUCGGCGGCGUAAUCGCAUGUGGUCCCACUCACUCCGCCGUCACACCUCUCGAUCUCGUCAAAUGCAGGCGGCAAGUCGACAGCAAGCUCUACACUUCCAACCUCCAAGCCUGGUCCAAGAUCUACCGGCAAGAAGGGCUUCGCGGAAUUUUCACGGGAUGGAGCCCGACCUUUGUCGGAUACGCGUUUCAAGGUGCAGGCAAAUAUGGCGCCUAUGAGGUCUUCAAAUACUAUUACGGCGAGAAGCUCUUCCCCAACGCCCCGCAAACGAUCGUCUACCUUGGAGCCUCCGCGACCGCCGAAUUUAUCGCCGACGUCUUCCUCUGCCCAUUCGAGGCAAUCAAAAUCCGCAUGCAAACCACGAUUCCACCCUACGCCACCACUCUCCGACAAGGCUGGUCGAAAGUCGUCGCGGAAGAAGGCUUCGGAGGUCUCUACAAAGGUCUCUACCCACUGUGGGCGCGACAGAUUCCAUACACCAUGGUCAAGUUCGCGACCUUCGAAUCGGCUGUCUCAAUGAUCUACAAGCAGCUGGGUAAGCCGAAAGACUCGUACAACGCUCUGCAACAGACCGGAGUGUCGUUCGCGGGUGGCUACAUUGCCGGAGUUGGAUGUGCGGUUGUGUCGCAUCCUGCAGACGUGAUGGUGUCGAAGCUCAAUGCUGGGAGGAAAGCGGGCGAAGGCGCGGGUCAGGCGUUGGGGAGGAUAUACAAGGACAUCGGGUUCAAGGGAUUGUGGAAUGGAUUGCCCGUGAGGAUUCUGAUGAUUGGCACUUUGACGGCAUUCCAAUGGAUGAUUUACGACACGUUCAAGGUGCAGCUGGGCUUGCCGACGACAGGAGGGCACUAG